CUCAAUGUUUUCGUUCUUUCUUUUUCCUUCGAUACGUCCCCAACUGCUGCUCGGCUUGUGAUAACAGAUUCAAGUUGCGUGUGUGAUCCAAAACCCGGACAGCCUUAUCAUCGGUGGCAGCAAAAUGCUACAGCCAAAAGUGUUAACAUCGGUGCUAAGCCAAGCAAACACGGGAGGAGUGGAAAAUACGAUAUUACUCACACACGAAGGAGCAUUGCUAGCGUUUUCCGGCUUCGGUGACCGGGACGCAACGGUAACGGCGGCAAUCGCGAGCAACAUAUGGUCCGUGUACGAAAAGAAUGGCCGCAACGCGUUUCGGGAAGACCGGCUCCAGUACGUGUUUCUACAGUGUGAGAACGGUAACGUCGUCAUCACGCAGGUGGCUAACCUUCUGCUCUGUCUAUACGCCCGGGACCACGUAGGGCUCGGUAUACUGAAGGAAAAAGCCCAAGCACUCGCAACGUAUCUGGAGGGACCGUUGAAAGAGAUUGCCACAUCGUAGUGAACGUAUGUGUGUGUGUACGGGGGAUGAAGAAAAAAAAAAAGAUUUUGUUGUACCGUAUUUAUUAGCGCUUAAUACAUGUUCGUUCACUUAUACGCGCCCUGAUGCUUGUACGAAAGUACGGAGUGCGUUUUGUUGAUCGAAAAGUUGGUUACCGCCGCGAG
Messenger RNA from Anopheles stephensi (Asian malaria mosquito), 666 nucleotides. RefSeq names its product ragulator complex protein LAMTOR2 homolog (gene Lamtor2). The transcript has 2 exons. The record is from RefSeq and is a predicted model, not a curated record. Bases 125 to 502 code for a protein of 125 amino acids. Gene Ontology annotation, molecular function: guanyl-nucleotide exchange factor activity; molecular adaptor activity. Gene Ontology annotation, cellular component: Ragulator complex. Lineage: Eukaryota; Metazoa; Arthropoda; Insecta; Diptera; Culicidae. Gene Ontology annotation, biological process: positive regulation of TOR signaling; cellular response to amino acid stimulus.